This is a messenger RNA of Pyrus x bretschneideri (Chinese white pear), 3053 nucleotides long. RefSeq names its product heat shock 70 kDa protein 16. Gene Ontology annotation, biological process: protein folding. NCBI's taxonomy places the organism in Eukaryota, Viridiplantae, Streptophyta, Magnoliopsida, Rosales, Rosaceae. The record is from RefSeq and is a predicted model, not a curated record. Gene Ontology annotation, cellular component: nucleus; cytosol. The coding region runs from base 233 to 2518 and encodes 761 amino acids. Gene Ontology annotation, molecular function: ATP-dependent protein folding chaperone; ATP binding. The transcript is spliced from 10 exons.
UUUCAAACAGACCCCCGUAAAAGCCACAAUUUUAUGAAGGACAAAUAUGACGCUGUAUAUUUUGCAGUGCGAGCAAACGGCAGAGUUUUUCUCUCGACCAGACUCUUCCUCUCUUUGAAAUUGUUCUUCGAAUUGUUUCCGGAACGUCGUUUAUCAAACAGUUUUGGGAUCAAAUCAUAGGUUUUGUGGAACUGAAUUGGUGUGUUGGUUUGGUGUCGAAAUUUUGUUAAAAAUGAGUGUGGUGGGGUUUGAUGUUGGAAAUGAGAAUUGUGUAAUUGCGGUGGUGAAGCAACGGGGAGUUGAUGUUUUGUUGAAUGAUGAGUCGAAACGUGAAACCCCAGCUGUGGUUUGUUUUGGUGAGAAGCAGAGGUUUCUGGGGUCUGCAGGUGCUGCUUCUGCAAUGAUGAACCCGAAAUCUACUGUGUCUCAAGUGAAGAGACUGAUUGGUAGAAAAUUUACUGAGCCUGAUGUUCAAAGUGACCUUCGAAUUUUGCCCUUUGAAACUUCUGAAGCCCCAGAUGGUGGCAUUUUGAUUCAUUUGAAGUACUUGGGUGCGACUCAUACAUUUACGCCGGUUCAAGUUACAGCAAUGCUUUUUGCACAUUUGAAAGAUCUAAUAGAGAAGAAUCAGGAAAUGCCCAUUUCAGAUUGUGUGAUUAGUAUUCCGUCGUACUUUACAGACUUGCAAAGACAUGCGUAUUUGGAUGCUGCCACAGUUGCUGGGUUGAAGCCUUUGAGAUUGAUGCAUGAUUGUACUGCAACUGCUCUUAGUUAUGGGAUUUACAAAACAGAUUUCUCAACUUCCGGUCCAACUUAUGUGGCAUUUGUUGACAUUGGUCACUGUGAUACACAGGUCUCUAUUGCAUCAUUUGAGGCUGGGCAAAUGAAGAUCCUAUCUCAUACUUUUGACAGAAGCUUGGGAGGGAGAGACUUCGAUGAGGUCUUGUUUAAGCAUUUUGCUGCACAGUUCAAGGAGCAGUACAGAAUUGAUGUAUACUCUAAUGUCAAGGCAAGUAUCAGGCUACGGGCAGCAUGUGAGAAGCUGAAGAAAGUUUUGAGUGCGAAUGCUGAGGCACCUCUUAAUAUUGAGUGCUUAAUGGAUGAGAAAGAUGUAAAGGGUUUCAUUAACAGGGAAGACUUUGAGAUGCUGGCUUCAGGUUUAUUGGAUAGGAUUGGUGUUCCUUGUAGCAAAGCUCUAGCUGAUGCAGGUUUGACUGCUGAUAAGAUUCAUUCUGUGGAGCUUGUCGGGUCAGGGUCUAGGAUCCCAGCGGUUGCUAGAAUAUUAGCUUCUGUGUUCAGGAAUGAACCCCGCCGGACACUGAAUGCAAGUGAGUGUGUAGCACGUGGAUGUGCUCUUCAAUGUGCAAUGCUGAGUCCUGUUUUUCGAGUCAGAGAAUAUGAGGUUCAAGAUUCAAUUCCUUUCUCUAUAGCAUUCUUAAUAGAUGAGGCUCCAAUUUGCACAGGGACAAAUGGCAUCCUGUUUCCAAAAGGGCAACCCAUUCCAAGUGUUAAAGUACUGACGUUUCAACGAAGCAGUUUAUUUCAUUUGAAAGCAUUCUACGCUAAUCCCACUGAAGUCCCUGCCGGUGUAUCUUCUGAUAUUUGUUGUUUUACGAUUGGCCCUUUCCAAUGCUCCCAUAGCGAAAAAACAAGGGUUAAAGUUAAAGUUGUUUUAAACCUCCACGGUGUUGUCUCUGUUGAAUCAGCUAUGGUGAUGGAAGAACAUGGAGAUGACUCUUCCACAAGGGGUCUUACCAAUUCAAAAAUGGAUCCAAUGGACACUGAUUAUGUAACUGCUUCUGGUUCUACUGAGGCUGUUGCAGAUGGAUUUGAAAAAAGUACUAUGCAGCACAACUCUUCACAUACUAGUGGUGAUCCUCGAAGAAACAAUAAAGCUAGCAGGAGGCUAGAGAUACCUGUUAGUGAAAGUAUAUACGGUGGAAUGACAAGGGCUGAACUUUCCGAAGCUCUAGACAAAGAGCUCCAAUUAGCUCAACAGGACAGAAUUAUGGAACAAACCAAAGACAAAAAGAAUGCAUUGGAGUCUUACGUCUAUGAGAUGCGGAAUAAGCUCUUCAACACAUAUCGAAGCUUCGCAAGUGAUCAAGAGAGGGAGGGCAUUUCCAGGAGCCUACAGCAGACAGAGGAAUGGCUUUAUGAUGAUGGAGAAGAUGAAACAGAAAAUGCUUACACUUCAAAGCUGGAAGAUCUUAAGAAGCUGGUAGAUCCAAUUGAGAACCGAUAUAAGGAUGAGGAAGCAAGAAUGCAAGCUACAAGGGAUCUAUUAAAGUGCAUUGGGGAUUACCGGAUGGCUGUGAAUUCACUUCCACCCAUGGAUAAAGAAUCGGUUGUUAAUGAGUGCUAUAAAGUGGAGCAGUGGCUUAGGGAAAAAACCCAACAACAAGACUCGUUGCCAAAGAAUGUUGACCCAGUCUUAUGGUCAAGUGAUAUAAAGAGCAGGAAUGAGGAAUUGAACUCGAUGUGCAAACACAUAUUCAGAUCCAGGGCUCCUAAAUGAGAGGAGCACAAGGGAUCGAACCAGCAGAACACUUCUGAUCACAAAUGACUGCAACGAUGCAGGAUGCAUGCAAAGUUUAAAGGCUUAGUUUCUUGUUUGUUCUGACAACUGUAUAUCUUUUGUAGUCACGUUUUACGCCGUUGAAUAGAUGGGCAGCAGGUAGCUACACAAGAACAUGUUAGUCAAUAAUGGACCAAGUUUUUUGCUUGUCCUUCCACCGAAGACCUAUGUCAUCGACUUGAGCAAACUGAUGAGGUCUCAAAAGUGAUACGGAGCAUAGGUGCUGAAGCGUGCGAAGGAGUCAUUGGAACAUUUUGUUGCAAACAUAAUCAUCUGACCGUGUUGGAUAGUGAAUUUUGUUUUCGAGCAUAAAAUGUUGUAUAAGAGGUUGUCGUCGGGGACUCUUCCUUUUUCGUUUCUGUUUGUGGGAAAGACAGUGUUCCGAAAGCGAGAACCGAAAAUGAUCUCCCUUGUACCGGAUGAAUUGUUUUUGUAUGUGGUUUUGUUAUGUGGCAAAUAAAUUACUUUGUACCUC